CCGGCAGCUCCAGGGCCCUAGUGUCCCUCCACUUUGGCAGGCGCGCCCCGCAGGGUGCUCUCCAAGUUUCCUCUCCCUACACCACCACCUCGCAGCAGGACCCAUCGCCCCAGGCGGCGGCAGUAGCGGCAGCGGCUCCCGGGAGCCCGAGCCUUCGCGGCGCCCCCGUCCCUCCCCCGCCGCACCCCGCCCCGGCGCGAGAGGAGAGCGCGAGAGCCCGAGCCGCGGGCGGGCGGGCGGCGAAGAUGGCAGAGGCACCGGCCUCCCCGGCCCCGCUCUCUCCGCUUGAAGUGGAGCUGGACCCGGAGUUCGAGCCCCAGAGCCGGCCGCGCUCCUGUACGUGGCCCCUGCAGAGGCCAGAGCUCCAGGGGAGCCCGGCCAAGCCCUCGGGGGAGACGGCCGCCGAUUCCAUGAUCCCCGAAGAGGAGGACGAUGAAGACGACGAGGACGGUAGCGGUAGGGCCAGCUCGGCCAUGGCGAUCGGCGGCGGCGGGAGCGGCACGCUGGGCUCCGGGCUGCUCCUUGAAGACUCGGCCCGGCUGCUGGCUCCUGGAGGGCAGGACUCCGGGUCCGGGCCAGCCCUCGCGGCGGGCGCGCUGAGCGGGGGGACGCAGACGCCGCUGCAGCCUCAGCAGCCACUGCCACCGCCGCAGCCGGGGGCGGCUGGGGGCUCCGGGCAGCCGAGGAAAUGCUCCUCGCGGCGGAACGCCUGGGGAAACCUGUCCUACGCCGACCUGAUCACUCGCGCCAUCGAGAGCUCCCCGGACAAACGGCUCACUCUGUCCCAGAUCUACGAGUGGAUGGUGCGCUGCGUGCCCUACUUCAAGGAUAAGGGCGAUAGCAACAGCUCGGCCGGGUGGAAGAACUCUAUUCGGCACAACCUGUCACUGCACAGCCGUUUCAUGCGGGUCCAGAAUGAGGGGACUGGCAAGAGCUCUUGGUGGAUCAUCAACCCUGAUGGGGGGAAGAGCGGGAAGGCACCCCGGCGGCGGGCUGUCUCCAUGGACAACAGCAACAAGUAUACCAAGAGUCGUGGCCGUGCAGCCAAGAAGAAGGCAGCCCUGCAGACAGCCCCCGAGUCAGCAGAUGACAGUCCCUCCCAGCUCUCCAAGUGGCCUGGCAGCCCCACGUCACGCAGCAGUGACGAGCUGGAUGCGUGGACCGACUUCCGCUCACGCACCAAUUCCAAUGCCAGCACGGUCAGUGGCCGCCUGUCACCCAUCUUGGCAAGCACGGAGUUGGAUGACGUCCAGGAUGAUGAUGCACCGCUCUCCCCCAUGCUCUACAGCAGCUCAGCUAGCCUGUCACCCUCUGUAAGUAAGCCAUGCACCGUGGAGCUACCACGGCUGACCGACAUGGCGGGCACCAUGAAUCUGAAUGAUGGGCUCUCUGACAACCUCAUGGAUGACCUGCUGGAUAACAUCACACUCCCAUCGUCCCAGCCAUCGCCCACCGGAGGGCUCAUGCAGCGGAGCUCUAGCUUCCCAUACACCGCCAAGGGCUCCAGCCUGGGCUCUCCAACCAGCUCCUUCAAUAGCACGGUGUUUGGACCCUCGUCUCUGAAUUCCCUGCGCCAGUCUCCCAUGCAGACCAUCCAAGAGAACAAGCCAGCUACCUUCUCUUCCAUGUCACACUAUGGCAACCAGACACUCCAGGACCUGCUCACUUCAGACUCACUCAGCCACAGCGAUGUCAUGAUGACCCAGUCAGACCCCUUGAUGUCUCAGGCCAGCACCGCUGUGUCUGCCCAGAACUCCCGCCGGAACGUGAUGCUUCGAAAUGACCCAAUGAUGUCCUUUGCUGCCCAGCCUAACCAGGGGAGUUUGGUCAAUCAGAACUUGCUCCACCACCAGCACCAAACCCAGGGCGCUCUCGGUGGCAGCCGUGCCUUGUCGAAUUCUGUCAGCAACAUGGGCUUGAGCGACUCCAGCAGCCUUGGGUCAGUCAAACACCAGCAACAAUCUCCUGUCAGCCAGUCUAUGCAAACCCUCUCGGACUCUCUCUCAGGCUCCUCCUUGUACUCAGCUAGUGCAAACCUUCCCGUCGUGGGCCACGAGAAGUUCCCCAGCGACUUGGACCUGGACAUGUUCAAUGGGAGCUUGGAGUGCGACAUGGAGUCCAUUAUCCGUAGUGAACUCAUGGAUGCCGAUGGGUUGGAUUUUAAUUUUGAUUCCCUCAUCUCCACACAGAAUGUUGUUGGUUUGAACGUGGGGAACUUCACUGGUGCUAAGCAGGCCUCAUCUCAGAGCUGGGUGCCAGGCUGAAGGAUCACUGAGGAAAGGGGAAGUGGGCAAAGCAGACCCUCAAACUGACACAAGACCUACAGAGAAAACCCUUUGCCAAAUCUGCUCUCAGCAAGUGGACAGUGAUACCGUUUACAGCUUAACACCUUUGUGAAUCCCGCACCAUUUUCCUAACCCAGCAGAGACUGUUAAUGGCCCCUUACCCCGGGUGAAGCACUUACUCUUGGAACAGAACUCUCUAUAUAUAAAGUAUGCAAAAUCUUCCUUGUACGGGGUGAUGAGCCACCUGCCAGCAAAGGACAGCAUCCUGUCAGCACCACCCACCCUCGUUCAGAGCACCCCGUGAGCUCCUGUUGGCAAUUCUGUGGUGUAUUCAUAUCACGAUGGUUUAUGGGAUGUUUUAAGUGUUGUUUUUGUGUUUGUUUUCCUUUGACUUUCUGAGUUUUUCACAUGCAUUAACUUGCAGUAUUUUUAUGUUAAAAUGUUAAUCAUCCUUCCCCUGGCAAAUUUAAAACCAGAAGGAAAAUGUUGUACCAAUUACUGUUCUGGCUUUGGUCAUCACAAGCAUUUGAACCCUUGGAACUCCAUAAACUAACAAAUUACAUAAACCAGAGGGGGAUUUUCUUUCUUCUUUUGUUUGGUAGAAAACUAUCCUUUUCUAAAAACCAAACGAUGGCACAACUGUUUGCUGUGCACGCCAGUUCAGGACUGAAUCCUGCACAGGCAAAACGAGUGGAGUGUGGCACUCGACCCAGUGUGUUUUAGUUCUGAGUCAGGUGCUCAGGGGGUGAGACCCCCAGCACCUAGUCUGCAGUUGCCAGGUCAGUGGGUCUGUUGGUCUCCUGGCAUGAUCCUCAGCUAAUGCAGUGAACAGUGAUGGUAUGUGGGUUAGAAAUUAGGAUGUUUUCAAGAAUGAAAUCAGCUCAGCUGCCCACUCGUUGCCAAAUACCACUAGAGGAUUUAGUUUUAAGGAGAAAAGGAAAAAAAAAAGUAGUCCUGGUUUGCUUUGCAGAAGAAAUGAACUCACAGCGAAGAAUGCAUGAAAAGUACAAACCGGAGUCACUAUUUUCCUAAAAUACACACCCUUGAUUAUUUUCAGCCUUGCUGUGUAUAAUCUGAUCUACUAGACGUGUAUGAGUGAGAGGCAAUAGCAUACAAACUGAUUUAUAUAUAUAUAUACGUGUGUGUAUAUAUAUAUAUACAUACAUAUAUAUAUAUACACACACACACGCGUGCACAUAUAUAUAUAAAAGCUUAGACUGUAAUUGUACAAGUGACACAAUGAAAGUACAAGAUAGGCGGUUUUGACUUUAUUUUUCCCCACUUUUCUGCUUCUAUGGAUUUCAUUUUGUUUUGUUUUCAAAAAGUUAUGGUGCUGUAUAGGUGCUUUCUGUUUAACCUGGAAAGUGUGAUGAUAUUAGUUACCCUCUUUGGUAGACAGAAUAGUUGGGAACACCUUUGGUACAUAUGAAACUGUGUAAUGAAGCUCUGAUUAGCACAGCAUAUGCAUACUUCUCCAAAGUGAUAUAUGAAGACUCUUUUCUUUGCAUAAAAGCAUUAGGCAUAUAAAUGUAUAAAUAAAUUUUAUCAUGUACAGUACAAAAAUGGAACAUUCUGCAUGGACGUUAGGAAUACAGGCUAGUAUUUCAGCACAGACCUCCCUGCAUGAGUUCUCGCUGACACUCGCACUGUGCAGUGGGCACCGACUCCCUUCCACCAACACAGACGUGCCACCCCACCCCCUGUACCUACCACCGGCCGCCAGGGGCCCCUUUGUGCACCUUUGCUUUAUGAUUCCUCUGGGGGUGAUAUUGGUGGUGAUAACAGCUCCUAGCAUAAUGAAAGUUCCAUUUGACGUAUUGUCACACGUCUUUCCCGCCUCGCGUGGGUUGUCAUGUUUGAGUGAUGGCCCUGUUGAUUUCACCCUGCCUUUUACUGAAUCUGUAAAUUGUCGUGCAAUUGUGGUUAUAGUAGACUUGUAGCAAUAUUGCCUUUUCUAAACUGCUACACGUUUGUAAUCUUCAUUUUAAAAGUAUGUAUAAUUUUUAAAAAUAUGUAUUCUAUUCACGUGGUCUGCUUGUCAGUGAGACAGACUUUUGCUUACUGUAUUCCUUUAUAAUAAUGCUAGCCGCUUCCUUGAUUCCUUGGUAGUCUACUCUAUGCAGGAACUGUUGAGCAUCCGUGAAAGAAGGCUACCUCUCUGGGUUUCUAAGAAAUGCUGCCCUGGGUGGGGAUACAGUUUAGAGGCAGCCACAGCAGCUGUGGGGACCGAAGGGUAUAGGGGUAUCAGGUACUAGGAAAAUCCGGAGGGCUUACAGGAGUAGAGCCCAGAGAAUUUCUCUCCUGAACUCAAAUAAAAAAAAAAAAAAAGUAAACUAACAAAAAUAUCUAUUUGCCUUUGCAGUUUUAUAGACCCUGAUUGCCACCUUGGCAGUAAGAAGAGCAACCCUCAAAUAUGUUUCAACUUUAAAAUGUUGAAUUCCUUUCAGACAUGUGGCAUCUCAUUUAUUCUCCUUUUUUCUCAGUGUUUGUUAGAUUUUAGGCAGAAUGUCUGACAGAAUGUCCUAGAGCCAGAUUAUAAUUUAAUCUAAAACAGCUGAGGGAGGGACAGGAGGUAUGAGAACGGGGCUGCCACAGAACACGUCAAGAAUAUGGAGGGGAAGGGGUGCUUUGAAUUUGUGUGUUUUUUUUGUUUGUUUUUUAAUGCAAAUAGCAUCUACGUGUAGAGCAUUGUGGAGAGUCGAGAUCAGGACAAAGUCCAGUGCCAGCAUGAGUUCCAGGUGGGAGUCAGGCAAGAGCGGAACAGUUAGGCCUAUCCAGGAUCACAGCAGCACUUUUAGCCAUGGCCACUGCCAGCUGGCCCUCCACCUGGAGGCCAGGCUCCCUGAGACUCGCUGGGUUCUUAGGUGGUCAGACGGGGCAGAGGUGCGACCUGACCUCCAUUUCUUAUACUGAGACUGCUUUCAGGAAGGCCCACCAUGUGGCGUUCUGGGUGUCAUGGGUCCUUCUCAGUAAGCUUUCUGAUCUGGAGCCUCUCAGUGGAAUACUUAGUAGGCUCCAGGGGCCCGGCAGCUGUAAUAUUUGCAUCCUGAUGAGAACUAUUCCAGGCUGUCCUCAGCCUCUAAAUAAGCUGCUCUAGGGAGCCUUCCACUUUCUGAUGGGAAAUUAGAAGAGUAACUAAUGUUGAAAACACGACAUGUACUCUGGGGUUCUGUUCUCCCUUCAGGUCUCCAGAACCAGAUACCUUUUACCAAAGUCAGAAAAGAGCUUUAUCGUAAGCCUUCACUGUCCUGGUGUGAGAACAGACUGCCAGGUUCAGCGUACCCAUUAACUGUGAAUGAAUCUGAGGUCGAUUUCCUUUAUUGCAUCCUCUUCAAUAUAAUGAUUGCUGAAACACGUGUUUUCUAAAAAUGUCACAAGUUUGUCUUUCCUGUUAACAGGAGGAUUACACACACAUGUAUAGUACGAGGUGGACUUUGUGUGUGUGUGUGUGUGUGUGUGUGUUUGGUAUUGAGUUUGGGUAUUGUGUGCGUGUGUCACUUCACCACCCUGAGGUCAGAUCCUCAUGACUCCUAGCUCAGGACAGCUCUGCCAGGUCUCAGGGUAUCAUUUCAGGUGGCUUCUGAUCUUGUUAAAGAUGGUAGGGACAGACUUCAUCUAUACCCAGUGGACCCCGCCUGAAGAAGGAACAUUUGAAUCUCUUGGAAAGACCUUCAAGAGUAAAGCGGUCAUUCAGCCAGUCCUAUUUUGCGUGCUCAUGCCAUGGGCUGGCAAAGGGAAAUACAAAUGUUACCCUUUCUCUCUGAAAGCAGAAGCAAACCCUGAUAGCUCUAACUCUGAUUUCCUUUUUCUUGCUGUAGUUGGGGAACAUUGUAAGAUUAGGCAUACCAUUGUAUUUUUUAAUUUAGCAAAGUUUUUUUGUAGAAAUGCAAUCACUGGCAAAGAGGUACGAAAAAGCCAGCCUCUCCUAAAGACUGGGGGCAGCGGGCACGAUGAGGGUAAAGCGAAGCCCUUGUGAAAUCAUGUCUGCCAAACAAGAUCUUCAUGCAGAUGCCCAAGUAACUGAAGAGUAUAUUCUAUUUGAUCUAAAUCAUCAGUAGAUAACAUUUUAUGCAGUUUAAAUGAAUGAACUAUUUUCCUCUUUAGUUUUAUUUGUGUGCGCUUUUCUUUGAUGAAUGAUUGGUUCUGAGGCCUCUGCCGCACUCCAGAAUUACUUGUGUGGCUGCUUUAAAAAAUUGAAUGUCUGGUCACUUAUUUCUCUAAAAUUAUCUCAUUGCCUGGCAAUCAGUCUUCUCUCUAUACUUGUCCUAGCACAUUACAUACAUGGGAAAUGUAAACAGAUGUGAAGGAGGACCAGAAAAAUGAGUUAAUACUAAAAAAAAAAAAAUGUAUUGUGCGUUUUGGCUUCACAUGUUUAACUUUUUUAAGAAAAAAAAGUUGCAUGAAUGGAAAAAAAAUCUGUAUACAGUAUCUGUAAAAUUGUCUUACCUGUUUCAAUUUCUUGCUCAUUCCCCAUUCAGACUAGAAUUAAAUAUGGUGCAUGGCCAUAUUCAAACACCUAAGAGUCAAGCAGCUGAUACUUUGGUUUGAAGCACCUCAUUCUUUCUUUCCAAGCGAACACUAUCAUAUUGCAUUCUUACUGAGGAUUUUGUCUAACCAUACGUUGCCAUGAAUUAACUCUACCACCUUUCUUCCCAAAAAUCAAAACCAGUUUGAUUUGGGAAUCUCCCCCUUUCCAAAUGAAAUAGAGAUGCAGUACUUAACUUUCCUCGGUGUUUGUAGAUAUUGCCUUGUGUAUUCCAUUUACAGCCGUAAUCUAGUUUGUAAACGAGAUGGUGACGCAUGUAAAUAAAGCAUCAGUGACACUC
Leopardus geoffroyi (Geoffroy's cat) is the source of this 7111-nucleotide messenger RNA. RefSeq names its product forkhead box O3 (gene FOXO3). The coding region runs from base 246 to 2264 and encodes 672 amino acids. The transcript is spliced from 4 exons. The record is from RefSeq and is a predicted model, not a curated record. Gene Ontology annotation, biological process: regulation of transcription by RNA polymerase II. Gene Ontology annotation, molecular function: RNA polymerase II cis-regulatory region sequence-specific DNA binding; DNA-binding transcription factor activity, RNA polymerase II-specific. Gene Ontology annotation, cellular component: mitochondrial matrix; nucleus. NCBI's taxonomy places the organism in Eukaryota, Metazoa, Chordata, Mammalia, Carnivora, Felidae.